GUCUGGACGCCAUUAGAAAAAGCAGAGAUGGCCAUCAGGUAUCCUAUGGCGGUGGGCCUUAAUAAAGGCCACCCGGUAACCAAAAAUGUGACUGCUCCCAAGCACAGUCGCAGGAGAGGGCGUCUGACCAAACACUCUAAGUUUGUCCGUGACAUGAUCCGUGAGGUGUGCGGCUUUGCCCCCUACGAGAGGAGAGCUAUGGAGUUGCUCAAAGUGUCCAAGGACAAGCGUGCUCUGAAGUUCAUCAAAAAGAGGGUGGGAACUCACAUCCGUGCCAAGAGAAAGAGGGAAGAACUCAGCAACAUCCUGGCAGCCAUGAGAAAGGCAGCUGCCAAGAAGGAGUAAACUGUAAUGUUGAGCUAAUAAAUUUGUAUCUGUAAAAUACA
This is a messenger RNA of Chanos chanos (milkfish), 386 nucleotides long. RefSeq names its product ribosomal protein L36 (gene rpl36). Bases 28 to 345 code for a protein of 105 amino acids. Gene Ontology annotation, molecular function: structural constituent of ribosome. The transcript is spliced from 4 exons. The record is from RefSeq and is a predicted model, not a curated record. Gene Ontology annotation, biological process: translation. NCBI's taxonomy places the organism in Eukaryota, Metazoa, Chordata, Actinopteri, Gonorynchiformes, Chanidae. Gene Ontology annotation, cellular component: ribosome.